Molecule: messenger RNA, 379 nt
Organism: Sebastes umbrosus (honeycomb rockfish)
Lineage: Eukaryota; Metazoa; Chordata; Actinopteri; Perciformes; Sebastidae
Gene: ripply2
Product: ripply transcriptional repressor 2
Exons: 3
Coding region: 32-379 (115 amino acids)
Biological process (GO): embryonic pattern specification; negative regulation of transcription by RNA polymerase II
Cellular component (GO): nucleus
Source: RefSeq, a predicted model, not a curated record
UAACACAGGACUGACCACUACACGAGGAACCAUGGAGACUUUUAAUACCAAACGUGGAUUAACUUCAUCUUUUUCUGGAGACAAUGUUUCUCUGCAGUGCGGUCCUAUGUGGAGACCAUGGACUGGAACAGGAGACACAACUGUGUUUAGGACUCAAGGAGAACUUUCUGCGUCUCAACAGCCCAAAACUCCUCAGGUCGUUCACCCAGUGAAGUUGUACUGGCCCAAAUCGAGAUGCUUCGAUUAUCUGUACCAGGAUGCAGAGAUGAUGCUGCGUAACUAUCCAGUCCAGGCGACCAUCUGCCCUUACGAGGACUCCAGCAGCGAUGAAGACACUGAUGAUGAAGAGGAGGAGAUGAUGGAGAAGGAGCUGAACUGA